AUGCCCAGCAGCAGGAAGUUGAUGACUUCAUCUUACACCGGCGAGUGGAGAGAUCCUCCCGCCGUCCCCAUAGACCCAAGCGUCAACACCUGGUCCCGCUUCGGCCCAACCUUUGAAGCCUACGAAUACUCGGGCUGGAUCGACGAGAGCGUCUCCUGGAAGACGGACUGCUACAUUGGCGAAUGGUCGCCGCUCUUCAAAGCCCGCGUCACAGGUCCGGAGGCGCAAGUCUUUUUCGAAUACAUCUCGACCAACCGCUGGCCCAACUUCAAGCCCGGACAAGCGAAGCAUGCCAUCUUCUGCCAGGACAACGGAUGUGUCGUCGGCGAAGGUCCGGUUCUGUUGCUUGGAAAGGACGAUUUUCUCUUUACGAGCGGUCCCGGGACGGUCUGGCUCGUGUACCAGUUUCAACAGGGGAGAAAGAAGUUUGAUGCCACUCUGCAGCUGGUCACUGAUGACUGGUUCCUUCUUCAGAUUCAAGGUCCUCGAAGCGUUCAGCUUCUGGAUGAAGUGACUGACAAGGGCGUCCGGGAUAUCAAGUUCAUGCAUUAUAAAGAGCUCUCCAUCGACGGCAGCAAGUUCCUCUGUCUGAGGCAAGGUGUUUCCGGCGAACUCGGGUUCAAGCUUUGGGGAUCGACGAAGGAUGCCAAAAAGAUAUAUGGUUCUAUCGUGGGUGCCGGAAAGAAGCAUAACAUCCGCCAACUGGGUGCCCGCGCAAAGAUGGUCAAUCACGUUGAAGCCGCAUUUGCAAUUCCCGCCGCUGACUUCAUCCAGGCCGUACACGCGCCCGCAGAUGACAAGGAACUUCUCCAGUUCCGUCAGUUGGCGCGAGACAUCGGCUUCGACUUUGACCACUAUCUCUCCAAAGCCAGCGGCAGUCACGGCGCAGACCCCGUCUCCUACCACUUCACGCCAUACGACCUGAACUGGGGCUGGCUCAUCAACUUUGACCACGACUUCAUCGGACGCGAUGCCCUUCUCAAGCUCAAAGACAGUCCUCCGAACCAGCUGGUGACGCUCGUCUGGAACGAGGAAGACGUGACUGAUGUUUUUGCGUCUCUCCUUCGACCGGAGCCCUUUGAGUACAUGGAGAUACCUCACAGCUUGCUUGGUUAUGUGGUCGGUAGUACAGUCCUGCUGGGAGGCAAGACGAUUGGGUGCGCUGUUUCUCGGUGCUACAGUUAUUGGUUCAAGGAGAUGGUAUCACUGGGGAUUGUUUCCAAAGAACAUGCAGCCCCCGGGACGGUCGUAGAGGUGAAGUGGGGAUCUGAAGGAUCUCCUGUGAAGACCAUCAGGGCGACUGUACAGGCUGCGCCGUAUAAAGAGGACAAGAGACGGCACUCCAUUCAGAAGUAAGUAUUCAUAUCACAAGGAUAAACAGUGGAGCUGGAAAAGAGUGGUAGCAUCAAAUGUUCGCAUACGGCAUCUUCAGCUUAGACCUCCUUGGAGAACCUGCUCAAUCUUCUCAUUGAGACACUUCUACCAAUAGAUGAUUGAGAAAUGCAAAGCUAUGCCGGCCCAUACACAGAUUGAUCAGGAAAGAGUUGUCAGGACCAUUGUUUCAACUCAGAUGGCAGUCUCAAGGUUUGCAAUGCUAGGCGGCUUUUACGCGCUUUCGCUAGCUUUGUGCCAAUGACAGAAUUUAUC
Molecule: messenger RNA, 1647 nt
Organism: Colletotrichum phormii
Lineage: Eukaryota; Fungi; Ascomycota; Sordariomycetes; Glomerellales; Glomerellaceae
Product: glycine cleavage T protein
Exons: 4
Coding region: 1-1356 (451 amino acids)
Cellular component (GO): cytosol
Molecular function (GO): protein binding
Source: RefSeq, a predicted model, not a curated record